UCGCUCCCGGGACCCCGCUGCCGCCCACCAUGGCCACCGGCCGCCGCCUGCCGCUGCCCGCGCUGCUGCUGCCGCUUGUCUGUUCCGCGCUGGCCCAGCGCCCCCUCACAGAGAAGCAGCGCGCCUGCCUGCUGCCCCCCGACGACGGGCCCUGCCGCGCCCUGGUGCCGCGCUGGUACUACGACCGGUACACGCAGAGCUGCCAGGAGUUCAGCUACGGGGGCUGCUACGGCAACGCCAACAACUUCCUCACCUUCGACGACUGCGAGAAGAGCUGCUGGACCAUCAAGAAGGUGCCCAAAUUAUGCCGGAUGGAGGCUGAUGAAGGACCUUGCAGGAGUUACCUAAGAAGAUACGCCUUUAACUUGAGCUCGAUGAGGUGUGAGGAAUUCAUCUAUGGUGGCUGUUACGGAAAUGGCAACAACUUCAGAGAUUUGCAGUCCUGUGUGGACCACUGUCUGCCAGAAAAAACUGGCCCCUUGCUGUGCUACAGCCCAAAGGAUGAAGGAUUGUGUUCCUCUUCUGUGCCUCGCUAUUACUAUGACACCAAGACUAAAUCAUGUAAAGAGUUCAGAUAUACUGGCUGUGGUGGAAAUGCCAACAACUUUGUCACUGAAAUGGAUUGCUACAAUGUCUGUAGAAAUGCAGGAAAUCAGAAAUCAAGAAUCAACAAGCCAACAAAUGUAUCCCGCAGAAAAUUAGUGAGAAAACUGAUUAAAAAAUCUCAGCCGUAUAACCCGAAGUCUUAAAGCUGAUGUGCACUUGCAUGUUUGAAACUCUCUUUGUCGAUUCCACUCUGUUCUUUUGUAAGAUAUUUUUCACAAAGUUUUAUACUGACAUAGUUCUGUUUUUCAGAGCUGCUUUUUAUGCAAUUUACUUUUUUAUAAUGGACUGUGUUUACUAGAAGAAUGAACUUAAGUUUGGUUCUUUUGCUCUGUUGUCUUUACAAGAAUAUUUUGGAAAGACUUGUUUAGAUUUCCAUGGGGGAAUGUUGCUACUGCCUUGGGAGAAUAUUUCAGCUGUUGCAGAUCAAUUAAAAUUUGAAAAAUCAAUUGUCUGUUAUUACAGCUAAGGAGAGUCCAACACUGAAAAUCUACCAUGGAUUUAAUUUUUUUUUCAUCCUCUCCUUGCUAGAGAAAAGGAACUUUUGACAAGUGUGUUCAGAGGUUUAUUGCCCUGCCAUUUAAAAUUGAUUGUCAUUUAUAGUUAAUGUUCACAGUGAAGGCUUCCAGAAGCCUUAGUAACAGUAAAAAAAGUAUCAAUUUAAAUUUAAAUGCAGUUCAUCCCACAGGAGAGAAUUUGGGAUAAGGAUGCCUUGAUAAACACUCUAAGGCAAUAAAUAAACUAGUUGAGUACUAAAAUAAAAAUGUAGCUAUUACUUUUUCAUAACAUUUGAUAUUUUUGCUAACUUACUCCAGAUCCUCAUAUGGCUUUAAUCAGCACAGUUUUACUGAUUUUUAUGGGACUGUGCUGAUUACAACUGCAGAAGAUCUUGAUAUUUGUGAUAAUGCAGUGGCUGUUGAAGAGAGCAGCAGAAGUUUCUGCAGGUUUUAUCUACAAAAGAGUAAUCCCUCUUUUGAGGCACUUUUAUAUUUCUUAUAGUAGGUUAUGCCUAUGGUGAUACUUUUGCACAUUCUUUUAUAUUUUGUAUUUCAGUCAUGUCUGAAUUUCAUUUAAUUUCACCUACAAUAUUUUCUAAGAAUAAAUUCAUAAGUAAUGUUAAUAAAAUGUUUUUUGUGGGGAAAAAAAAGCUUGUUCUGUCAUUAUCCUGAAUGAGUUGUAUAGACCAAUAUGUGUAAUGGAACCUAUAAUUUGUUAAUUAUUACUCUAACAAAGUUUACUUAUCUCUUCAAUCAUUUCCCCACACUGAGGUCUUUAUUUGAAGAAAGCCAAUAAAUUGCAUUGAUGUUAUUCAUCCCCAGCAGUUUUGUAGCUCAGCUGGCUCUCUCGAAAGAGCUGCUCUCAAAGGAGUGCUUAGUUUAGCUUAUUGUAAGCUGCUGGGUCUCCUGUUUGAUGUUGCAGUCUUUGAAUAGCUUUUGUGUGGGUAACAAGCUAUGGUUUGAAAUGACAUUGGCUUUCAGUUAGAAUAAUCCAGGUGUGUGCUUUAAACCUAUUUUGGAGAGGGAACAUGAUGGACAAACUAGUCAAAAUCUGGUUUUCUUACUGGCGUUUCUCUCACUGCCAGAUUUUCGAUUAAAGCAGUUGUCUGUGCUUGCCACUGUCUUUCUAUCACUCCGUUUCUGGUUCUUGGUCUCAAAACCCCUUUUUAUUUUAAUAAUCUCUUGCUUAGUGCAGAUGAAUGAGGAGACUGUGGCAGACAACAGCAGGUAGCUAGUGACACAGUUUUGAGUGCUUGUCCAUGCCAAACAUCUCGGUAACCAACCUUCAAACAGAAAGGGACCAGUAUAAACUCCCUGGGGAAGCCAGGGCACAAUACCUGUGGAAAUUGCCCAUAUCCCUUCCUGUUGGUUGUGAAUUUUGGCAGUGCUUUUUAAAGCAGCAGCCCAGAGUGUCCUCUGAAUGUUUUUUAAUAUCUAAUAUUUAGGGCUGCAUUCAUUUCAUGCUCUGACUGUGGCUUAUAAAAAUGUAAGUCUGUUUAGGAAGUCAAAGUUCAAUUUAAGCACAGUUUAUAACUGUAAAGGAUGGCUGUCUUUUAACAGCAACACCAUGUGGUAUAUAAUAUAUAUAAUCUUUGGGAUCAUGUUUAAGAAAUUACUAUUACUCCUUAGCUCUCUGUGUCUCUGACUUUCAUAGGAGUAUCUUUGGGUGAGAUACAAAAGUGGACCUAGGAUUUAAAGCGAGGUCCAAAUCUGAGAGAAGCUCCACUCUAGUUUUUGAUCUCAGAAUUGGGUGCCUUCUCACACAUCAUAACAUGCCCUGAGUAAUGCAAUACCCUGCUCAUAUCUUGGAAAGGAUCCAAGAGUUUGGCACUUUUCUGUUCAUGCCAACUCAGAGACUCAGCAAGAGCUGUCCUGAUGGACCAGGACGCUGCAGUGACCACUUCAGGACCCUGUGUAAUGCACUUUUCUUGAACAAAAAUAUAAUUUGAAGCCUAAGGGCUUGUUGCUAAAGUACUGAGUGAAAUAUCAGAGUCUUGGGUUUCAAUCCUGUAUCUAUGUGGUAUCAUAUAGAAAUUCGACAUAAACCAUGCAUUUCACAGUGUUUCCUAGUGAGCAGGCUGUAGAAUAUUCUGGAUGAGGUAGGGCAGGGAAAGGAAGUGCUCUUGGAAGAUUUUUUCAGUUCCUUACUGAAGCUAUUACAUAAAUUGCACUGUAUUUCCAGGUAAAUGUCUUCAUCUCUUUUGGUUGUUUUUCUUUUUUAGCCACAAAGAAUUUCAGCAGUCACUGUGCUGCUCUGCUGUGUGUUCUAGGUUGCUCUAAUAUCCCUUCACACUGCUGGGAUACUGACUAAUCUAAACACUUGUCAUCUAAUGGCUUUUAUAUGAUUCAUUACUUACUUCCUUCUUCAGUUUGCUGAUGAAACAACACUGGCCGAAGGUUGGGCCAACUGUUAGUGUUUUGCCAUGUUGAAAAUUAAUGCAGCCCAUACCAUCCUGCAAAUUAACUUUUAUUAUAGUAGCCAGGGUCCAACAUCUGGUAUUGUGUGUCACAGUGCAAAUUUCUACUGCAGAGGAGGGAAGCAGUGAUUAUAAUCAGUUGGGUUUGCAUAGGCAAGCUGCCACUGAAACUCCUGACUAGUGAUUUGCACAGGACAGUCAUACCUGCCACUGAAAAGUAGUUGCUGGAAUAAGCAGAUUUGAAUAAACUGCAUUGCAACAUCCCUUCUCUUUAACUUCCAUUGUGACCCUUAAUUCCAGAUAAUUUCUUAGUGAUACCUUGCAAAGAACUGUAUAAAAGUUUAUGAAAAUGAAAAUCUGCACUGAUUCUUCAUAAUUGGUCUGUGAUAGUACUCAAGAAUUUCCUUUGUAAAUUAUUUCCAAAGUAGAAGAUUGGCUUCAUCUUUAUAGUUCAAUGGAAUUUUAGAUGUCAAAAAGAAAAA
Messenger RNA from Sturnus vulgaris (Common starling), 3999 nucleotides. It is a transcript of the gene TFPI2, whose product is annotated as tissue factor pathway inhibitor 2. Lineage: Eukaryota; Metazoa; Chordata; Aves; Passeriformes; Sturnidae. Gene Ontology annotation, cellular component: extracellular region. Gene Ontology annotation, molecular function: serine-type endopeptidase inhibitor activity. Gene Ontology annotation, biological process: negative regulation of peptidase activity. The record is from RefSeq and is a predicted model, not a curated record.